Molecule: messenger RNA, 949 nt
Organism: Paecilomyces variotii
Lineage: Eukaryota; Fungi; Ascomycota; Eurotiomycetes; Eurotiales; Thermoascaceae
Product: 60S ribosomal protein L15
Exons: 5
Coding region: 80-691 (203 amino acids)
Biological process (GO): cytoplasmic translation
Cellular component (GO): cytosolic large ribosomal subunit; ribosome
Molecular function (GO): structural constituent of ribosome; RNA binding
Source: RefSeq, a predicted model, not a curated record
CUUCGACAAAGUUGUCUCGCAACUUUCAGUUUUCAGCAGCGACAACGACGACAGCCGACAACAAGCCCACGCCGACAAGAUGGGUGCCCUCAAGUACGUGGAAGAGCUCCAGAAGAAGAAGCAGUCCGACGUGAUCCGCUUCCUGCUGCGCGUCCGAUGCUGGGAGCUCCGUCAACUCAAUGUUAUCCACCGCGCUUCCCGUCCUUCGCGCCCCGACAAGGCUCGUCGUCUUGGUUACAAGGCCAAGCAGGGCUACGUGAUCUACCGUGUCCGUGUCCGUCGUGGUGGCCGCAAGCGCCCUGUUCCCAAGGGUGCCACCUACGGCAAGCCCACCAACCAGGGUGUUAACCAGCUGAAGUACCAGCGCUCCCUGAAGUCCACUGCUGAGGAGCGUGUCGGCCGUCACGCUGCUAACCUCCGCGUCCUGAACUCCUACUGGAUCAACCAGGACUCGACCUACAAGUACUACGAGGUCAUCCUCGUUGACCCCCAGCACAAGGCUAUCCGCCGCGACCCCCGCAUCAACUGGAUCGUCAAGCCCGUCCACAAGCACCGCGAGUCUCGUGGUCUCACUGCCACCGGCAAGAAGUCCCGUGGUAUCAACAAGGGCCACGGCUACACCAAGACCACCGCCGGUCGCCGGAAGACCUGGAAGCGCCACAACACCCAGAGCUACUGGAGAUACCGUUAGGUGUGAGGAGUCACCCAGCCCCGGAUGGUGGUGGCUAUGGCAUCUGUUUCUCAUGGUGGUGCUUGGACCGGAUAAUAAAAAAUGCUACGACUAUGUCAUUGAGCUUUUCCAGCGUGUGCUUUAUGCCAGGAUCUUUUCAGAUCGGAUAUUUCAGCAAGGAAUGUUAUCAAUUUCUUUGCUCAUGGAGUGCCACCAGGAUGCUUUCAAUGAGCUAGAGUUUCAAAAAAAGUAUUGGGUGUCUGCCCAACCAAGGUCGAU